This is a messenger RNA of Darwinula stevensoni, 552 nucleotides long. Lineage: Eukaryota; Metazoa; Arthropoda; Ostracoda; Podocopida; Darwinulidae. The record is from the annotation of a GenBank genome assembly.
AUGUUGAUAGCUGUCCAGCUCCUGAUGAAGCGGGAGGGUGAACUGGAGGCACAACUGGCAAAAGUGAGCAUUCCAGUUAUAGCAGCAAGUACUUUUAGCACCCAGAGCACAUCAGAGGGAGGAAAGAAAGAGGAAGAGGAGGAUGACAUCGAUCUCUUUGGAUCUGAUGAUGAGGAAGAUACAGAAGCUGAACGCAUCAAGGAGGAACGUUUAGUUGCAUAUGCUGCAAAGACAUCCAAAAAGCCUGCCCUUAUUGCCAAGUCAAAUAUGAUCCUGUAUGUGAAGCCCUGGGAUGAUGAGACAGACAUGGCUGAGAUGGAGAAGCAGGUGCGAAGCAUCCAAUGUGAUGGCCUUCUUUGGGGUGCUGCCAAACUGGUUCCACUUGCUUAUGGGAUCAAGAAGCUACAGAUUUCCAGUGUUGUUGAGGAUGAUAAGGUUUCUGUUGAUUGGCUCCAGGAACAGAUUGAAGCCUUUGAGGAACUGGUCCAGAGUGUGGACAUCGCUGCAUUCAAUAAAAAUAUGAAGACAGCCUGGUUAAGAAUUGAAGAAUAA